Molecule: messenger RNA, 3346 nt
Organism: Coccomyxa subellipsoidea C-169
Lineage: Eukaryota; Viridiplantae; Chlorophyta; Trebouxiophyceae; Coccomyxaceae
Product: PEPCase 1
Exons: 20
Coding region: 11-2890 (959 amino acids)
Biological process (GO): tricarboxylic acid cycle; carbon fixation
Cellular component (GO): cytosol
Molecular function (GO): phosphoenolpyruvate carboxylase activity
Source: RefSeq, a predicted model, not a curated record
GGCGACAACAAUGGCUGUCCCCUCGCUCAAAGCACCCAGGCUUUCCCUUAGACAAUCCCUUGAUGAUUCUCUUCUGCGGAACACGUUCUUCGAAAUUGUGUACCAUCACCACCCAAACCUUGCCGACAGGAUCGACGAGAUAUACAAGCUGUCGCUCGCAUGGUGCAACUCAGAAUCGGACAAGGACUUUCAGGCUCUCGAGAAAAUACUCUCGGGGUUGAAUCCAGACGAAUUGAUCCUGGUCUCCAGUUGUUUUUCCCAGCUUCUCAACCUGCACAACUUAUCAGAGGAGAUCAGUAAUGCACAGCUGGAGCGUGCUGUCCGCAUUGGCGAGGUGGAGCAAUCCACGAGGUCCACCAACAGGUCCUUCAAGCGGCUCAUCAAGGUGAAUGGGGUCAAGCCUGAGGAGAUCUACAAGACCAUCUGCGAGCAGACCGUGGAGCUCGUCUUCACUGCGCACCCCACCCAGGCGCUGCGGCAGUCGCUGCUGAAGAAGUAUGCGCGCAUCCGGGCGGACAUGGACAGCCUGCACAACAAGCGCCUGUCGCCCUACGAGAAGAUCGAGACUCUGGAGAGCAUUCGAGGCCAAAUCCAGGGCGCCUGGCGCACCGACGAAAUCCGCCGCCAGAAACCGUCACCCCAGGCGGAGAUGAGGCAGGGGCUGUCCUACUUCCACUCCACCAUCUUCAACUCGCUGCCCACCUUCUACCGCCGCAUCGAUACCGCCCUCAAGCAGAUCGGGCAGCCGAUGCUGCCGCUGACGCACAACCUGUUCAACUUUGGGUCGUGGAUGGGCGGCGACCGCGACGGCAACCCAUUUGUGACGGCUGACACGACACGCGAUGUAGUCAUCACGGCGCGCCUGGCCGCAGUAAACGCGUUCUUCACCGCCAUCGAGCAGCUCAUGUUUGAGCUCUCCAUCUGGCGCUGCAACACCGAGAUGCAAGAGCUGGCGGAGGCUGUGCACUCGAAGCAGGCGCCGCACGAGCAGGCGCUGGCGGACGAGCGCAAGAAGAAGAACUUUGUCGAGUUCUGGAACGUCAUCUCCCUCAAGGACCCCUUCCGCCUCGUGCUGUCCGAGAUGCGCGACCGCCUCUUCCACACCCGCGAAAUCCUACACCACUGCCUCGUGCACACCAACCUGAAUUUGAAGGAGACUCUGGAGAAUGAUCCUGAGGCGUACUACAACAAGGAGGAGAUGGUGGAGCCGCUGCUGGUGAUGUACAACUCACUCAUCGAGACGGAGGACGACUCCAUCGCCAACGGCCGCCUCCUCGACACAAUCCGCCAGGUGCAGUGCUUUGGUCUGGGCAUGGUGCGGCUGGACAUCCGGCAGGAGUCCUCGCGCCACAACGAUGUCCUCGACACCAUCACCACAUACCUCGGCAUCGGCUCCUAUAAGGCGUGGAGCGAGGAGGAGCGGCUGAAGUGGCUGCAGAGCGAGCUGACUGGUAAGCGUCCGCUGCUGCCCCCGGGCAUGGCAACAACGGCUGAGGUGGCGGAGGUGCUCUCCACCUUCCGCAUCCUGGCCGAGCUGCCGCCCGACUCCCUGGGUGCCUACAUCAUCUCCAUGGCCCACACCGGCUCAGACGUCCUCGCCGUUGUCCUCCUGCAGAGGGAGUGCGGGGUGAAGCAGACGCUGCGGGUGGUGCCGCUGUUUGAGACGCUGGACGAUUUGGAGUACAGCGAGUCGGCCAUGGAGCAGCUGCUGAGCAACCCAUGGUAUGCAGACCACAUCAAGGGCGUCCAGGAGUGCAUGAUCGGCUACUCCGACUCCGGCAAGGACGCCGGCCGCCUCGCCGCCGCCUGGGGGCUCUACGAAGUCCAGGAGAAGCUGGUGGCGGUGGCGGACAGGCACAACGUGAAGCUGACGCUGUUCCACGGUCGCGGCGGCACCGUCGGGCGCGGCGGCGGCCCCACCCACCUGGCCAUCCUCUCCCAGCCGCCCGGCACCAUCAAGGGCGCCCUGCGCGUCACCAUCCAGGGCGAGACGUUGGAGCAGCAGUUUGGGGAGAAGGAGGUGUGCUUCCGCACGCUGGACCUGUACACCAGCGCCGUGCUAGAGUCCACACUCAACCCCGUCGUGCAGCCUAAGGCCGAGUUCCGCUCCGUCCUCAACGAAAUGUCCAAGACGUCGUGCGCGGCGUACAGGGGUGUGGUGCGGGGGGACCCGCGCUUCAUCGAGUUCUUUCAGGCGGCCACGCCCGUCAACGAGCUGGGCCGCAUGAACAUCGGCAGCCGCCCCGCCAAGCGCAAGGCCGCCGGCUCCAUCGACGACCUGCGCGCCAUCCCCUGGAUCUUCGCCUGGACCCAGACCCGCUUCCACCUCCCCGUCUGGCUCGGCAUCGGAGACGCAUUUCAGGCGAUGAUAGACGGCGGCAAGCUGGGCCUGCUGCAGCAGAUGUACAAGGAGUGGCCCUUCUUCUCCGUCACCAUGGACAUGAUCGAAAUGGUCUUCGCCAAAGCCGACCCCCGCGUCGCCCAGUUCUAUGAGACGGGCCUGGUCGACAAGAAGCUGUGGCCUUUCGGCGAGGACCUGCGGAAGCGCUUCGACCAGACCCGGACGCUGCUGCUGAAGGUGAUGGACCACAAGAAGCUGCUGGAGACGAACGAUGACGUGAUGCUGCAGCAGAAGCUGGCCCUGCGCGCCCCAUACAUCACCCCCCUCAACAUCCUCCAGGUGUACUGCCUCAAGGCGCUGCGCGCGAUGGAAUCUGGGCAGGGCAUCGACAGCGCCUACAAGGACUACAAGCCCGACGACCCCGCCGUGCAGGCGCUGCUGACCCGGGACAUUUCGAGUGCCUGGAAGGACCCCUACAAGGCUGCAGUGGAGGACACCCUCAUCAUCACCAUGAAGGGCGUCUCAGCCGGCAUGCAGAAUACAGGCUGAGCAGAUUUUCUUGGAGCGUUCAAAGGAUCGAGGCGCUGGACAUGUCAAAGUUGUGCGUGGAUUGAUGCGGGUCGAAAAAGUUAGGUUGCCAGGGAGCGAGUGAAAUGACCAUGGGUCCGGAGAGCAUAAGAUGCUCCAAGUGAUGUCUUUGUUGUACAGCUAAGCCUAGCCUCACAAUUUGUCUGGUCGCUUUGAAAACUUUAAUUCUGCAUCAAUGCCGUGCGCAUGGGUGAUUGUUACCGUAGUGACUCUGUUGCACAAGCUGAUGCAUUGCCUCAAGAGUCAAGAGGGUUGGUGCAUGUGUGACUCGUGUAUUUUGGCAUCUGGUUAGAGAAUCGGCGCCAUUUGUUGGACCCAAUUUCUCCAGCCGGUCGGCGACGCACAAUGCAUGGCCACCGGUCGAUUCACCUAAAAUUGUAUUUAAGUAUACGCUGCACAUGUAAAGGAACAAUUCUC